This is a messenger RNA of Bactrocera tryoni, 630 nucleotides long. RefSeq lists its product as uncharacterized. Bases 1 to 630 code for a protein of 209 amino acids. NCBI's taxonomy places the organism in Eukaryota, Metazoa, Arthropoda, Insecta, Diptera, Tephritidae. The transcript has a single exon. The record is from RefSeq and is a predicted model, not a curated record.
AUGGCGGUGGUGCCUCGCAACUACUCGGCGGAGGCCCUGGGGUCUGAAGAACAGACGGCUCUGCAAGACGGCCUGGUAAAUGCCCCAUUCAUGGGCGAUGAAUACACCGGCUCCUUUAACGGUAUCUACUUCAAGGGAGGUAUGCUGCUGGUCGACUGUCAGGAUGAUAAGUCGGCCACCUGGUUAACGGAAGUCGGGCCAAGGCUAGAGGGCUGGAAGGGUCCGCUCCUAUGUGUAAAGAGAGGCGAAGAAAUACCACAAGUGCAGAGCAUGACGGUAUUCCUUCCCCGAAGUGCGGACAAGAGUUACGACUUCGCGCUUGGUUUGGUAAAGAACCAAAACCUCGGUUUAAGUACUUCAGAGUGGAAGGUCGUAGCGAGCAAAGUUGAGGGGACAGGGUGGAACCUCAACAUCACAGUAGAUGACGAAUCCUACAAAUACAUAAAACAGAAGGGAUUCCGGCUGAGCUUCCGUUUCAGCAAAGUAGUGAUGAGGCCACAGAGGCCCAAGGCAACGCCAACGGCGAGCAAGGAUCCUACGACGGGGAUGGCCGUAGUACUGACUCUACCCGUAGCCAGUCCAGCAGUGCAGGAUGCGACUGCCGCUGUGGUUGCGGAAUGCCGCCGAUGA